ACGUCUGUCAAAGUCACGCCGUGAAAUAAAAUUAAAAACCUUUACGUCAAAAAAUCUGCCGAAUCUACGGCCAAACGCCACAUGUCACGGUAGAAAUAUAUUAAAAUUUCGUUAAAUUCUUUCUAAUAACAAAUAAAUCAUAAAAAAAUGAAACCUCUUAUGCUGCAAGGGCACGAGCGUGCUAUUACUCAAAUCAAAUAUAACCGUGAAGGAGAUUUGCUGUUCUCAGCGGCGAAGGAUUCCAAGCCCAAUGUGUGGUGGUCAUUGAAUGGAGAACGUUUGGGCACGUUUAACGGCCAUGGAGGUGUGGUAUGGUGCCUUGACGUUGAUUGGCAAACCAUAAACUUGAUAACUGGUGGAGGAGACAGUUCUUGCAGAUUAUGGGAUUUGGAGACAGGAAAGAACAUAGCCACAAUAAAGACAAACUCCUCAGUGAGAACAUGCAACUUCAGCUUCAGCGCAUACCAGGCUGCAUACACCACAGACAAAGCUAUGGGACAUCCCUGCGAGGUCUUCAUCAUUGACACCAGAACGAUUGACGAUUCCAUUUCCACUCAGUCCCCAAUCUUAAAAUGGGAGAUCACAGACUCAAAAGUCACCUCCAUGGUCUGGGGAACUUUGGACGAGACCAUCAUCACUGGCCAUGAAAGUGGAGAUCUCAAUCAGUGGGAUCUUAGGACUGGCAAGAAAGUCCACUCCAUCAAAGAGCACACGCAUCAAAUCAAUGACAUGCAACUCUCAAGAGAUGCGACUAUGUUCAUCACAGCUUCCAAAGACCAGACCGCUAAACUGUUUGACACCAGCUCUUUGGAAUUAUUGAAAGAAUACAAGACCGAGCGUCCUGUGAACUCUGCCGCUCUCAGUCCUAUCUUAGAUCACGUGGUCCUCGGAGGUGGUCAAGAUGCCAUGGAAGUAACAACCACUUCAACUAGGCAAGGAAAGUUCGACGCGCGAUUCUUCCACUUGGUAUUUGAAGAGGAAUUCGGAAGAGUCAAAGGUCACUUCGGACCAAUCAACAGUUUGGCUUUCCACCCAGAUGGAAAGAGCUAUGCCUCCGGAGGCGAAGACGGUUACGUGCGUGUGCAGAGUUUCGACCAAUCUUACUUUGAUUACACUUUUGAUUACAAUCGUGAUUAAUUUUGUAACUGUUCCAACUGUCUAUAAUUUAGCAAUAAACAAAUAUUUUUCAUGAUUCGUAAAUCAAUAAA
This is a messenger RNA of Amyelois transitella, 1208 nucleotides long. It is a transcript of the gene eIF3i, whose product is annotated as eukaryotic translation initiation factor 3 subunit I. The record is from RefSeq and is a predicted model, not a curated record. Lineage: Eukaryota; Metazoa; Arthropoda; Insecta; Lepidoptera; Pyralidae. Gene Ontology annotation, biological process: cytoplasmic translational initiation. The transcript has 5 exons. Gene Ontology annotation, cellular component: eukaryotic translation initiation factor 3 complex, eIF3m; cytoplasm. Gene Ontology annotation, molecular function: translation initiation factor activity; protein binding; RNA binding. The coding region runs from base 148 to 1137 and encodes 329 amino acids.